UCAGCCUGCUUCCGGACGAGCGAGGAGACUCGUGGUCUGGUUCUGGGACUUCCCUAACAGCAUGGCCCCUAAACGCCAGUCUCCACUCCCGCCUCAAAAGAAGAAACCAAGACCACCUCCUGCUCUGGGACCGGAAGAGACAUCGGCCUCUGCAGGCUUGCCGAAGAAGGGAGAAAAAGAACAGCAAGAAGCAAUUGAACACAUUGAUGAAGUACAAAAUGAAACAGACAGACUUAAUGAACAAGCCAGUGAGGAGAUUUUGAAAGUAGAACAGAAAUAUAACAAACUCCGCCAACCAUUUUUUCAGAAGAGGUCAGAAUUGAUCGCCAAAAUCCCAAAUUUUUGGGUAACAACAUUUGUCAACCAUCCACAGGUGUCUGCACUGCUUGGGGAGGAAGACGAAGAGGCACUGCAUUAUUUGACCAGAGUUGAAGUGACAGAAUUUGAAGAUAUUAAAUCAGGUUACAGAAUAGAUUUUUAUUUUGAUGAAAAUCCUUACUUUGAAAAUAAAGUUAUCUCCAAAGAAUUUCAUCUGAAUGAGAGUGGUGAUCCAUCUUCGAAGUCCACCGAAAUCAAAUGGAAAUCUGGAAAGGAUUUGACGAAACGUUCAAGUCAACAGAAUAAAGUCAGCAGGAAGAGGCAGCAUGAGGAACCAGAGAGCUUCUUUACCUGGUUUACUGACCAUUCUGAUGCAGGUGCUGAUGAGUUAGGAGAGGUCAUCAAAGAUGAUAUCUGGCCAAACCCAUUACAGUACUACUUGGUUCCCGAUAUGGAUGAUGAUGAAGGAGAAGGAGAAGAAGAUGAUGAUGAUGAUGAUGAAGAGGAGGAAGGAUUAGAAGAUAUUGAUGAAGAAGCGGAUGAGGAUGAAGGUGAAGAAGAUGAAGAUGAUGAUGAAGGGGAGGAAGGAGAGGAGGAUGGAGGAGAAGAUGACUAAAUAGAACACUGAUGGAUUCCAACCUUCCUUUUUUUAAAUUUUCUCCAGUCCCUGGGAGCAAGUUGCAGUCUUUUUUUUUUUUUUUUUUUCCCUCUUGUGCUCAGUCACCCUGUUCUUGAGGUCUCUUUUCUCUGCUCCAUGGUUCUCAACUUAUUUGGGGGGAAAUACCUUGAGCAGAAUACAAUGGGAAAAGAGUCUCUACCCCUUUCUGUUCGAAGUUCGUUUUUAUCCCUUCCUGUCUGAACAAAAACUGUAUGGAAUCAACACCACCGAGCUCUGUGGGAAAAAAGAAAAACCUGCUCCCUUCGCUCUGCUAGAAGCUGGAGGGUGCUAGGCCCCUGUGUAGUAGUGCAUAGAAUUCUAGCUUUUUUCCUCCUUUCUCUGUAUAUUGGGCUCAGAGAGUACACUGUGUCUCUAUGUGAAUAUGGACAGUUAGCAUUUACCAACAUGUAUGUGUCUACUUUCUCUUGUUUAAAAAAAGAAAAAAAAAACUUAAAAAAAUGGGGUUAUAGAAGGUCAGCAAAGGGUGGGUUUGAGAUGUUUGGGUGGGUUAAGUGGGCAUUUUGACAACAUGGCUUCUCCUUUGGCAUGUUUAAUUGUGAUAUUUGACAGACAUCCUUGCAGUUUAAGAUGACACUUUUAAAAUAAAUUGUCUCCUAAUGAUGACUUGAGCCCUGCCACUCAAUGGGAGAAUCAGCAGAACCUGUAGGAUCUUAUUUGGAAUUGACAUUCUCUAUUGUAA
Pan troglodytes (chimpanzee) is the source of this 1676-nucleotide messenger RNA. Its product is annotated as protein SET-like. Lineage: Eukaryota; Metazoa; Chordata; Mammalia; Primates; Hominidae. Gene Ontology annotation, biological process: nucleosome assembly. Gene Ontology annotation, cellular component: nucleus. The record is from RefSeq and is a predicted model, not a curated record.